AUGCAGGGCCCUCGCUCAUGGCCUACAUGGUACAAGGCCUUUACCGUCACUACGGUUAGCCUCGAUGCCACCGUAGUCAGCCUGUUCAGCACUCUUUAUACCUCUGGGAUCCCCGGGCUGCAAGCAGAAUUUCACGUCUCCAAGCUUGUCGCACUCCUAGGUCUCACCACAUACCUGCUCGGAAUGGCUGCCGGAAGCCUGGUCGUCGCGCCCAUGAGCGAAUCACUCGGCCGGCGACCGCUCUACAUCGCAUCCAUGGCAGCGUUUCAGGCACUCGUCUUGCCGAGCGCCCUGGCUGAGAGCAUCGCGACCAUUAUCGCCACUCGGUUUUUCGGAGGGUUCUUUGACAGCACCAUGAUGUCGAACUCGCCCGCCACCGUCAACGACAUCGUUUCAGACAAGCACCGCGCACUUGCUUCAGGGUUUUGGUCCAUAGGCCCGGCGAACGGUCCCGUCUACGGGCCAUUGAUCGGUGGUUUCGUCUAUCAACAUAAGGAGCCUCUUCUUCGCCGCAUCGUCAACCUUCAUCCGAAAAACCCGGCCACGGGCAAUGUCAAGCCCGAAGCCAGAGUCAGCAUCGUAUGCAUAAGUGCCGUCCUGCUAGCAGUUGGCCAAUUAUGGUUCGCCUGGACAUGCCGACCUGGAACACACUGGAUCGUUCCCAUUCUUGCUGGUGUUUCAUACGGUGCCGGAAACGCUUGCACUUUCAUCUACGCAGACAAUUACAUGGCUCAGUCCUAUGGCAUCUACGGAGCAUCAGCGUUAGCAGGGAACAUGGUGCUCAGAAGUAUAAUGGGCGCGUGUCUGCCGCUUGCUGGGCCAUCAAUGUACGGGACGCUGGGAUUGAGUUGGGCUGGGACAUUGCUGGGUCUUGUUGAAAUGGUAUGCGUCUCUGUUCCGGCAGCCUUCUACUUUGAUGGCUAUAAGAUCCGCCAGGGGAGUUCUAUGAUGCAAGAGAUUACUAAGCUUUAG
This is a messenger RNA of Colletotrichum tamarilloi, 972 nucleotides long. RefSeq names its product major facilitator superfamily transporter. Gene Ontology annotation, molecular function: transmembrane transporter activity. The transcript has 2 exons. Gene Ontology annotation, cellular component: plasma membrane. Lineage: Eukaryota; Fungi; Ascomycota; Sordariomycetes; Glomerellales; Glomerellaceae. Bases 1 to 972 code for a protein of 323 amino acids. The record is from RefSeq and is a predicted model, not a curated record. Gene Ontology annotation, biological process: transmembrane transport.